AUGAUGCACAGCAGCUGGGCCGGCGACGCAGCUUUCGAGGUUCAGCUUCAUCGCCUCCUCUGCAACACGGCGCCCCCGCUGAACGCCGCUGUGGCGAGGUGGCUGCCGGGCCCGAUGGAGGUGCCAGCCUCAACCUCCGUGCCAAGCCCAAACGACCAGACCUCCUGGUACCGAUACCAGAAGCUGGGUCGCCUGCUGCACUUCGUCUCGGCCCGUGCCCGGGAAGGAGAUGCAGACGCGGUGCUCCGCAGCAUCGAAGAUUUCGUAGGCGACGCCAACCAGCGAUGGCUCAAGGUGGCCGGCGGCGCGAAAUCGGAGGUUGUUGCAGCAGCAUUGGAUGCGGCUGCCUUGCGCGAGGGUGAGGUGGCACUGGAGAUGGGCUGCUUCGUAGGCUACACGGCCAUCCGACUGGGCCACCUCGUUUCGGAGAGGCAUCUCAGCAAGCCGGGUCUUGUGUCGACUGAGAUGGAGGCACUCCACCUCUGCAUCUCGCGGCACCACGUCGAUCUCGCGCAGCUCAGCACAGUGGCAGAGGUCUGGGCGGGUCACAUUCCGUGGGCGACCCCUCGCUACGUGGAGCAGUUUGGGGACAGAAGCGUGCCCUUCACCUUCAUGGACCACAAGGGCACUCGCUUCCAUGAGGACUUCCGUGACUGCCGCAUCUCGGGGGUCCUGUGCCCCAACUCUUUGCUACUCUGCGACAACGUCCUGAAGCCCGGGGCGCCGGUUCACCUCUGGAGGCACCACCGCACCGCAAGCCCUGGGGCGCGCCUCUUCUCCUUGACCGAGUUUCGCGAGCCCGACAUGGAGGAUUGGCAGUCUCUGCUCUACAACCCGCCACCCACUGCCUCCGCUUUUCUUGAGCGCGGAGCAGAGCGGCAGUGA
Messenger RNA from Symbiodinium natans, 885 nucleotides. The record is from the annotation of a GenBank genome assembly. Lineage: Eukaryota; Dinophyceae; Suessiales; Symbiodiniaceae.